Didymodactylos carnosus is the source of this 1704-nucleotide messenger RNA. Lineage: Eukaryota; Metazoa; Rotifera; Eurotatoria; Philodinida; Philodinidae. The record is from the annotation of a GenBank genome assembly.
AUGGCUGUGGCCGAGUUAAGUUACAGCGCUUCUCAAAUAGAUCGUUUGACUACUUGUCCCGUUUGUUUGGAUCGAUUUCGUAUACCUAAGUUACUUCCAUGUAUGCACACGUUUUGUUUAACGCCGUGUCUCUCGAAUUUGGUUGACCCGCGUGCGCGAACACUUCGUUGUCCCGAGUGUCGUCAAGAUCAUGUGAUACCGUCGGGUGGUGUCAGGUCGUUUGCCAAUAAUCUAACAAUGAUUGGUUUUAUCGAUCUACAACAACAACAACAACAAAAUCGAAAUAAUAGUCAACAACAAAAUUCGACGCCGGAUCAAUGUUUUAUUUGCAAAGAAAAAAAGCAGGUUAUUGUCAAAUGUAACGAUUGUUCAAAAUUUAUUUGUUCCGAUUGUAAAGAAGGACAUUUACGUGAAGCUUCGUAUAAUAUAAGCCAAUUAGUUAGUCAAAUAAGGCGCAGUUUACCAAAAUUAAGUGAAAAAAUAGGAAACUAUGAGCAACGUGUCCACCAGGUUCAAUCAAAUCACGAACAAGUGGCGAGAGAAAUCGGUGCAGCAGUGCAGACGUUGAUCGAUGAGCUUAAACAUCGAGAAGCCGCUUUACAUACAGAAGCGGAAGUUUACAUGCAAUCUCAGUUGAGAACAUUUCGUUUGCAAAAAGAAAGUGCUGAAGUUGAAUUGGCUAGCGUUGUCAGUUUUUGUGAAUCAGUUGAGAGUUCAUUGACAAACAAUCAAACUCCUGCUGAUUCUGAUUUAUUGAACAUGAGGUUGCAAUGUAAUCGUUAUGCAGAGCAAAUCGAAUCUCUUCGUAAUCAAAUUCCAACUGAUGUUCAAAAGCUGCGUUUGAUAUUCGAUAAUCAAACCGACAUCUCCAGAACAAUUCAAGAUUUUGGUCGACUAAUUAAUCCCGAUGAACAGCCACGGCAAUUGUCAAAUCAACAUUCUCAUUCAGCUCCUCUUUAUUCCAAUACGAAUUCAAUAACUAAUUCAUUUGCCUCACCGCAACUUAUGAACGAUCAAUGGCGUAAUCUCGAAGAUUUAUACUAUUCUUCGGCACGACGUCCGCCACCUCCGCCUAGUUUAAGACACGCCCAUAAUCCUUUUCAAGGCAGCGCGGAUAAUCCAUUUGUCGAUCUUAAUUUAUCUAUUCCUCGAACAUCUUAUACAGCAUCGUGGGCAACCAAUGAACCUACUACCAAUCGUCGACAAACACCUGUGCGACAAAUAUCAUCGAUAUUUGGCCCAAAUCCAUUUGAAUCAUCUAACGUUCGGGCAACACAGUCGCAACCACCUGUAGCUCAACAACGACGAACUAUCUCAACUACUGCUGCGCCGUCAUUAGGUGGAGAUAAUCGUCCUAUUUUUGGUGGCGGAGGUAGUGGAAGAGGAAGUGGUGCAGAACAGUCAAGCGUUUCAUCUCAAAACCGUGAAUCCGAAAUGGGUACCAUGGGAUUACAAAGGCGAAAUACGUUUGUACUCGAAGAGCCUAGUAUGCCAAAUUUACCGCAAUCGGGCGCAGUACGCAGUCGUGAUUCUGUUAAUGUUCAAGAAUUAUAUAAUGUUAGAGCACGAAAUCGUGCACAAACACCAGUAGCAUUCACUGUUAAUUUAAAUGAGAGUGCGCCUUCACAAUCCAAUAGCGAGACACCUGAAGUUUUUGGUGAGGAUGAAACGGAAGUCGGUGAAAAUGAACGAAACAUUGCAUAA